Labrus mixtus (cuckoo wrasse) is the source of this 2648-nucleotide messenger RNA. It is a transcript of the gene fam43b, whose product is annotated as family with sequence similarity 43 member B. NCBI's taxonomy places the organism in Eukaryota, Metazoa, Chordata, Actinopteri, Labriformes, Labridae. The transcript has a single exon. The coding region runs from base 203 to 1153 and encodes 316 amino acids. The record is from RefSeq and is a predicted model, not a curated record.
GGAGGAGGAGCGAGCGGGGGGAACUGGCUGGCUGAGGCUCGCUGCUCUCAGUCUGUACUCUGUGCUUCUAGAAGCAGCUUCCCUCUCACUUCACUCUUGCAUACUGUGGUUUGACUCUUUUUUUUUUUUUUCCUGAGCUGAGAACGGCAAACACAAGCAGCAGAGGGGCUCAUUUGCUCCUUUUUUUUUUUUUACGAGCACCAUGCUGCCCUGGAGACGGAAUAAGUUUGUUCUGGUGGAGGAUGAGGCCAAGAGCAAACCCAAGAGCCUGGGCACGGGGCUGACCUACCAGUCCAUCCUCUCCUCGCUGCUGCGCUCCUGCCCUGACCUGCUGCCCGACUGCCCCUUCGACUGGGUGGGCAACAUCUUCCACACCAAGCGGCAGAAGGUGGAGCUGAACAAGGAGGAGCCCGUUUAUAACGUGCGCUACCUGGGCAGCGUGGUCACUAUCACGGCGAAGGGGGACGGCUGCACCCAGGAGGCGGUGGCCAAGAUCUGGGCGAGGAGCAACUACGGGGAUCAGAGUGUCAAGAUGAGGUUAAUGGUGGGACCGCAAGGGAUCCGGAUGAGCACGGACAAAGCUGGGAAAAAGAAGCCGGUCCACCUUUACUCCCUGAACAGAAUCACGUACUGUGCGCCCGACCCGUGCCGGCCGAAGAUCCUGGCGUGGGUCUACCGGCACCAGGUGAAGAACAUGGCGGUGGUGCUCCGGUGUCACGCCGUCCUGGUCAGCAAGUCGGAGAAGGCCCAGGCCAUCGCCCACAGCCUCUACCAGAACGCCACCUCCUCCUUCAGCGAGUUCAAGCGGCUGAAGCGCCAGAGCGACUUCCGGCACUGCCAGCAGCAGCUGCUGGGCGAGGAGGCGGUGCCCCUGAUGCCCCUGAGGAGGCUGCUGAACGGGCAGUGCCACUACAGACCGCCGGCGGAGAACCCCGGGACUGCCACCCGCCUCUGCUCCAUCACAGAGGAGGAGGAGGAGGAAGAGGAACCAGAGAAACAGAUGGAGAAACAGGUUUUAACCACAAACACAGACCCGACUCAGUUGUUAUCCGAGUUGGACAUCGGGGAUAUUGCCAGACUGGAGCAGUGCCAAAUCCACUUCAUCAGCGACAGCAACAACAACACGUUUACAUUCAUAACCUCUCUGGUGUGACGCUGAAACUGUUUAAAUUCUGCAACACAUUCCUCUCUCUUUGUCCUUCACUGGUUUCCCUUCUCAGGCUCCCUCCUGCCCCCCCCCCACCCCUCCAACCCCCCCUCGCCCCCCCCCCACCCCUCUCUCCGUCCAUGUGAAGUGAAGUGUUUACCAGAAACUUCUCCGACCACCGGGCGGAAGAGAAAAAAGGAAGAGCUGGUUCUGUGGGAGUUAUUUUGUUAUUCAGAGCAGACGGCUCUGACUGUUUGACUGUAGCAGUUUGUGAAGCUACGUGUUUACAAAAGAGGGCUGAUGAUGAUGAUGAUGACGAUGAUGAUGCACAGACGAACAUAGCACAAAGACAAACGAGGGCGAUGGUUUCGGCGAGCGCUGACUCCGAAAACCUCUUGACAUGUGGGUCAUAUUUCGACCACAGCACCGAGCAGGAUUUCUUUAUUAGUCCUCUCUUAUUCUUUUUUUUUUGUAUUCUGAGGCCGUGUUUGCCAGCAGGGACAUUUUUUUGGGGGGGAAUCGACUUGUAAUAUUUUUUUCAGGGAGGCUCUUUGUAAAUUUGUGUAAUUCUUUUCUAAUUUAACAAUCCUCACAGAAAUCUUUCACAGACCGACCUUUAGUGAGUGCUUACAAACUCGAGAAGUUUAUUACGGUUUUUGCUAAUGAUCACAGCCGACUAAUGAAUAAAGGCUGUAAAUUAGGAAGCAAGCCAUUAAGUCGACAUUGCAUUCAUUGCUGCCAUUUGUCACCUUCCUUAUCAUUUAUGCAUGACAUGUCAGGAGUAACCUUUUCAUGCUCAGCUUUUUUUUUUUUACUUGACAUCUUUGAUCCCUCAGCUUUUUAAAAAUGAACACUGUGAUAAAUGUGCGACCAAGGACAAAAACACACAACUGUUCAUGUAGAAAUGUCUAUUUUAUGUCAUGCAUUUUAUGUAGCAUCACCUGGUUUGCAAAAAACCCCAAAACAACAACAACACCCUAAUCUGUUUAACAUUCCUGCUCUUUUUUUUUUUUGCCAAGUUUACAGUUAUUGCAGUUUUUCCACACGAGCUCUCGCAAAAAUGCAGAUGGACCCUUACAAUUCCACACAAACUAUUUUGAAUAUGACUACAAGCUAAUUUCCUGUUGAUACGAUCUGUGCCACCGUGUAAAGAUGCAUUGUGAUUCAUAUGAGAUGAAGCUAUUUAUUUACCAGAUAUGAUGAAUAAAAAUGACCCACACUUGGGGUUUCCUCCACCAUGGGCUGGUGUUUCUACAUGUUUUCCUAAAAGAUUAUUCAAAUGAAUUCAACAACUCUGCAUCCCAGCGAUUUUUGCAUUUGCAUGUUUGUGCUGUGAGUAUAUGUGCAACAUACACUUCAAAGAAAGGAGAGCAACAUAUUGACGGUGUGUAACCCCAUUCCUGAGCUCUAAAUCUGCACAAAAAAACCAAUGUCAGCUUUUAACUGCCAUUCAGUCCCUUUACAUGUUACUGUAGUUUGAUUAUUAAAAAUUCUGCAGGCC